Messenger RNA from Siniperca chuatsi (mandarin fish), 3601 nucleotides. RefSeq names its product cell wall integrity and stress response component 1-like. Gene Ontology annotation, molecular function: nucleic acid binding. Lineage: Eukaryota; Metazoa; Chordata; Actinopteri; Centrarchiformes; Sinipercidae. The coding region runs from base 2894 to 3601 and encodes 235 amino acids. The transcript is spliced from 5 exons. The record is from RefSeq and is a predicted model, not a curated record.
CCUACGGUCCCCAUAGACGGUUUUGUGUUUGUUUUUGACAUAGGGUAGAGUCACAUCUGUUACAUUAUCUGCAAUUUACCUCUACCGCUCACAUCAACCUGGUGCCCACUGUGAACCGGCGGCAAGUCGGCAGACAAAAACGGGCGGACUGAGAAAUGAAAUGAGGUUUUACUCCUUCAGAUUUGGAUGUCUGCUGGCUUUCGCGUGUUUUGUGUCGGUUACUUUGAUCAAAUCGAUUCCCAGUGAUGGAGGUUCAGCAGUACUGCCAGACCUGCAGACCCUGUAUGAGCGCUUGUUGGUGGCUGAGGAGUUGGGAGGGCAGAUCAGCAGGGAUUUCAGAAGCAUCCUGGAGCAGCUGAGGAACAUCUAUAAAACUGCCAACAUCAUCUAUCCCACCAGUAACACUACCACCACCACCAUCUCCACAGACGCUUGAAGUAAACCUACAGUCACACACUCACCGCUGUGAUCCAGUGAACCUAGUGGCUGCGGCAGCACUCUCUUUCAGGUGAGUUUACUCAGGGGUGCCCGGGGUAUACGAUUCUCGCUACCAGGAGGCGUGUGUGUGACAGAUGUGUCAGCAGGGCAGGUCUGGUACCGCUGUGUGAAUCAUUGAAGUAUUUGGCCAAGAUUUUCACUGUCAGACAGGGUGUUUCUUACAGACCGGUUCUAUUCUGCAAUUCUUCUCUACGCACUCAUUGGGUUCCCUCUUGGGUUAUUUAAAGAUUCGUAGUUUGGAACUCAUCUUUAAAAAAGGGGGGGAGUGAAUGUGUGAAAGAAAAAAUAAAUAAAUAAAAAACAAAAAAACAAAACAAAAAAUAAAAUUAUAUAAAAUAAAAUAAAUAAUUAAUAAACUGAGUAAGUAAAAGGUGUGAAUGCCAAACGGAUGAUCUGGGAAGGCAAUAAAACAGGCCGCUCUUAGAGGCAUUGAAGGGUUAAUUUUUUUUGGUUCUCAAGUAAGUCUGUAACUGUCUUUCCCCUAGCAGCCAGCUUCAAGGUCCUUUUUUCUUUCCUCUUAAUUGUGGCAGAAGCGCUCCUAAGAAUCCAGCCAAAAUAUUAAAAAGCACAAAGAGGCCAUUUAGUUAUUAUAGCUGGGGAAUCCGGGUUAAAGAAUAAAUAUGGGUUCUAACAAUAGCAAAACUUCUGAGAAUGAAAAAUCAAAUCUGCUAUCACCUAUGUUGAAAUCCCCUAAUAUAAACUACAUGAUUACCAAUUAUGGUAAGCACAGCAUUGACCAGCUGGACAUCUGGGUAAAAGAAUUUGGUUUUCCAUCAACCGGCAGCUUCUUUCUCAGACAGAUAGAGAUAUUAAAAGGCAAAUUAGAAGAGAAAGAACAAGUCACUCAAAAGAAAAGAAAUAAGCAAUUUAAAGCAGACUAGAAGGCUUAUGCUUGUUGGCAACAUGAAGCCCAUAUCAGGGAUAAAAAAAAUAAAUAAGGCAGGGACAGAUCAGCCAAACACCUCUGUGUCUCAGUAUGUCCCACAGUGGGCCAAGCUGGAUCUGGACCUGGACUCGGCACCCAUCAAAGGAAGUCAGCCUCAACAACGAGCAGCAGCAGCAGCAGCAGCAGCAGUUACAGCAGCAGCACCAGCAGAGGCACAGCCACCAACUGCAGCCUCAAUAUACCCGGACGAGGCAACAGGAGGACAAGGAUCAUUCAUUCCCACACCUCCAACACCCAAAGAGGCCUACAAAUCACAUUGGGGUGGCCCAAACACCCCCAAUCGCCCUUCCAGCCCUCAUCGCACUCGAAGCAACAAAGAAUUCCAGCCCAGAUCAAACUCCGGCACCUCCUUAAAAGUGAUUGCACCGAUGAUGGAGGUGGCAGCAGGAGAUGGGACCUCACAACUGAUUUUCAGACCAUGGACAUAUGCUGACCUGAAAGAAGCCGCACAAUUUCUCCCCUCUGUUCGGGAUUUCCUACAGCGGAUAUAAGGCUGAAACAGACAGAGUGGGACCAUGCUGAUAACAUACCGUAUAAGCAGGCUGUCACUGACCUCUGUGACAAAAUAGAGACUCUUUUUCCCCUGAGAAUGGAUUUGGGAAAGAUAACAGCCUGCAAACAAAAGGAUGGUGAGACUGUAGUAGAGCAUUUGGCCAGGCUCACAGAGAUCCAUAAUACACACAGCGGAGUGAAAAAGCCUGAAGCUAUGAGGGGUAAUAAUACAAUCACCCCCUGGGAAGUACAUCUACGUGACCGUUUCUUCAAUGGCAUCCACCCUGAGAUUGCGGACAUGGUGAAACGCGACUGCGUGACCUGGGAGUAUGGUAACCUGGAGACCAUAGAGAGACACACUAUCCAUGCAGAAAAAUUCCUCAAAUAUGAGCAAAGGAAGAAAAGUACACAGCUGACGGACAGAUUACAGAUGGCGCAGCUGAGGGCGUAUGAGAAUCAGAACAGAGGCCGAGACCAAGGCCGACGGGGACGUGGAGGAAGAGGAAGAGGAAGGAGUGACGCUUGUUUCAAAUGUGGCAAAAUGGGACAUUGGGCAAAAGAUUGCCCCAAGAAUCACGAGCAGGCUGAUUGACUAGAUGGGGUGUCGACGCCAGGUCGGGAAGGAGCUGCCUUGAACACUGAACUGGAGAUGACAGAGCAUUCUUCACAUCAGUUACGUAAGAGCACCCACACUGACACAAAAGAGCAUGCGAACACACAAGACACAGACAACUGCCUGCAUGAGACACCGACACACACACAGAAAUUGAUAAGUGAGGCUAUCUCUUACAUUGAGCACACACAAGCCACUUAUGACAAAGCCCCAGCAGAGAUAUACACUGAAUAUACACAUGAUGCAUACAAACGCAUACCUGAACACACAAUCAAUGUUGCUGGAAAAGAUAUUGUUUUUCUUGUGGAUUCUGGUGCGACUGAUUCUGUCAUCAGAGAGUCAGAAUGUGCAGUCCUUCCAAAGAUGAGUGGCAGAUUUGUGAGGACAGUAGGAGUUUCAGGAACACCCCUGAUGGAAAGCAGGAUACAUGGGAAUGCUUGGGCCCCUGGACCAGACGUUGUGAGGAAGCUGCUGGUUGGAUAAAGACAUCAGACUCAGCCAGCGCAGGAGCCGUGGAGAGGGAGAACAGUUCUCUGAAAAACAAGCUUGCUAAGUGUUGUGAUGAGACAGGGCUGCCCUGGACAAAAGCACUGCCCAUUGUUCUGAUGUACAUGAGGUCCAGGAUAAGAAGCAGGGGGGGUCUCAACCCUUUUGAAAUCCUAUUUGGCAGACCAUUAAACACUGGUAUUGGGCCAGUGAAAAGACAACUUCCUGACACCAGCCAAUGUGAGGAUGAGAUGCUACGCUAUUGCACAAACUUAUCCUCUGUGCUUUCUAAUAUUCACAAACAGGUGAAGGAAGCCAUUCCAAGGGCUGCAGAGAGAAAACUGCAUGACUUGGAGCCUGGUGAUUGGAUCGUGGCGAAGGAUUUCAGACGGAAGAACUGGCGGGCUCGCAAGUGGAAUGGUCCCUACCAGAUCUUGCUCACCACUGAAACAGCUGUAAAGGUGGCAGAGAAAGCUACUUGGAUCCAUGCCACCCACUGCAAACGAGUACCCGAGCCGGGGCCAGAAGCCAGUCACCAGACAAAUGAGAUCGAGAUCAGUGAGUGA